ACCGAUUCUCUUUUUUUUAACAGAACGAGAUUAGUCUACUGGAUAAGAUAUCAACUUGUUACAAAGUACUUUACCAAGCUUAUUUGCUGUGAGGACUACAAAUGGGAUUCGGAACAGAGUUUAUGUCUUCCAAUAACGGUUCCAGAUGACCUGUCGACUCUAACCGUGACAACAGAAAGUUUACUUACUGGUCCGUCUCACAAUCAAGUACCUAAUGUCAUAAUCAGCAUUAUCGUCGUCAUCAUUGUCGCAGUAUCGAUCGCAUUGGUCUGCGUGGUGUAUCGACGUCGUAGAGCUCACAGGAUACAGACGAAAGUUCAUCAAGCCUUGCAGAUGAAACAUCUGAAACACUCGGACAUAUCAGAAGCAACCCUAACCACAAAAGCUGCAAAACCAACCGAGAAGGUAGAUGGACCAACCAAGAACUCCCGCGUAACACAUAAGCAGGAUACAGACGCAUGCAUCGACAACAGAUCCUGGCAGGCUAACCAAUCUAGUGUCAAAGAUAAAAUAUAUGAAAAUUUUCCAGCACACUCUUACAUGGACAAGAUAAUUUCCUCUGGUAAGAGAGUAGGCCUGCCUGACAAUGGUGACGAAGUUGAUGAGAAACCAUCGAGCUCAGCUGUCGCCGACGGAAGCUUGCAUGUGUACGAGUAUUGCUGCAUCCAAAGUAACACCAUGACACCCAGCUCCGGUUGCCGAGAGGGCGCUAGACAAGGAGUGUACGAAGCAAUGUGAUGGAAAAAGUAUGGACCAUAGAGAUGUUACUCUCUGGUACGCACCUACGACAUGUACGACGCCCCCUACCGACACGAAACUUGUUGUCUCCCUGUCAACAGUUCAGGUUCAGCAAAAUAAUGCGUUGCUGUCGUCGUAUUUUGACAGAGAGAAAACUAUAUACAUGUAGAGAAGUACACUAAACUAGUCGAGAUUUGACAGACUUUUGCAUACACUUGCUCUUCGUGCACCGGAACCCUUGAAUUCAUUUUAACGUUCGUAUUGGAUGUGACUUUUACCUGGAGCUGAAACUGAGACGUAUCUUCUGACGAUACGAGAUAUAAGAUCCAUUCUUUGAUGCAGGGGUGAAAUUGUGUAGAGGAAUACUUGUGAUUUGUGAGGAAUCAUUUUCCGUGUAGUUUUCACUGAGGUUAAACUACCUACACACCUUGCAGCCACCGUCGUUUCCAGUUCCCAAGGACCAUCAUGUCAUUUCGGAAAGCCACUUCCCUGGUCUUUCUCAUCACGUGUGUGUCUAUUGCCCAUCCUUUGUCAGGCUCCAACGUUUGUACCUCAUUAAGUCUUGUUCCAUCAACUGUACUUCAUUCGACAUCGGAUCUGGAAUUGAACUGUGAGGAGUUGGGUUUUACAGAUGGUGCCUGUCAGGCGGCAAGGAAUGGCAGAAUAAGUUUCAAUGAUCUAUACUUGACGGUGACCACUAAUUCGUGCUGUGAUGGAUGGAUUAAGGAGGGAGAAACCUGUUCACCCUGUCCAACUGGGCGAUAUGGACAUAACUGCUCAUUGACAUGUCAGUGCCUGAAUGGUGGUUUAUGUGAUCACGUGACUGGGAAGUGUAGUUGUACAGAUGGUUGGACAGGAAAUCAUUGUCAAGAAAGGUGUACUGUUGACAGGUACAGCUCGAACUGUUCCCUUCUUUGCCUUGCUGUGUGUGAAAAUGACGGAGUAUGCCACCCUUCGAAUGGGCAUUGCUUGUGCCAAUACGGUUGGGAGGGCGAGUCAUGCAACACCCAAUGCGUCGGACAAAGCUGCCACAUGGAGAGUGAUUCUUGCAGCAAUGGCGCCCCUUACGAUCCUACAGGACACUGCCUAUGUGCUCCAGGGUGGCAAGGUCGUUACUGUACCGAGCCCUGUUCAGCCAACAAGUACGGAAGCUUCUGUCGGGAAACGUGUCAAUGUCAGAAUGGUGGGCUCUGCAACUGGGUGGAUGGUUCCUGUUUCUGUCAGCCUGGUUACUCGGGGACGUUUUGUGAGAAUCCCUGUGAGGAGGGUUUCUACGGGCGUGACUGUGCUCUGAGAUGUGACUGCCCUAUGAGUGGAGGCUGUGACGCCGUAGAGGGCGCUUGCCUUGCCUGUCCAAUCGGACACAGUGGGCCCAGAUGUAUCGAAAACUGUCCAGCAAACUUUUGGGGCUUGUCAUGUAGCAACUAUUGUAACUGCCUUGACCAGUCAUUAUGUGAUCCAUUCACGGGUGAAUGUCCAGGUCAAAGCGUACCUGACCCUUCCCCUUCCACAUCAGGUCUACAACCAGGUGCAGUAACGACUACAAUCACAAUGACUUCCACACUGGUCUCGAAGUCAUACCCUAUUCCCAGCGACAAAGGCUCACCGCAUAUGACAUCGUAUAUCAUACCACUCGUCAUAUGUGUCCUUCUCGCUCUCGUCGUCGGCCUCCUAGUCGUGAUCGCAUUAAAGCAACCAUGUCGCUCGAAGUCAACUGUCAGAGCAGAGGGAAUAGUGAAACUUAGUCAUCAAUAUGCCGACUGCAACGGUGGAAAGGAAGAAGGUGUUUAUGCUGAAAUAGUCGACACGGAUGGCGGAUACGAGAUUCCCAUGCUCGACGACCUUGACAAACCAUCGACAUCAUCAUCAUCACCAACAAGAAAACCUCACUGUGAAGUCAAUUAUUACCAGACUCCGCCUGUUCGAGCGCCAUCUAAUGACGUAACAUUGCCAAGUCCGACAGUGACGUCGAACCAAAUGGAUAGCAAUGGAUAUCUGCACCUAAAUGAAAGUAGGUCGCCACCUCCGGAAUACCAAACUAUCAUUACUAAAAACCAAUGGAAUCUCAAGUGAGGGUAUAACGUCUCAAAAGGAGUAUUGUCAUUUGAAACAAGAAUGCAACAAUGGAGACUUUCAUUUUCCUGUAAAGUUCUUCGCAUGCCAAGUAAAAAUUGGCAUACCGUGUGAGAUAUAUGCAAUGACAUGCUACUGACUGCGAGGAAUAACUUUUUUUAAACAUACAAGGGUGCCUUAUUUCGAUUUGUAAACGAUUAUCCUACAUAUUUACCAUAAAAGAAAAAAGAAUGUUUAAUCCUAGGAAGUUAAGGAGUUGUCCCCAGUGGCGCAAUGAGGCAAAUAUGUUGAUGGGCUUAAUUUUGUAUACAAAACAGUAUUGAGGUGGAUUCGUUAGCAAUUAGCGAAGCGAGUGAGUAAAAAAAGGGGUCUUUUUACACAUCAUUGAUUUUGUAAUAAAUGAUAUUCAAUGGAACUAUGCUUUUGUAAAAUAUGGAACAUUACAUGAUUUUUAUCAACGGUACAUUUGGUGAAAAAUUAUUGGGGUCAGCAUCCACCCCCAUCAAAAAGUAAGAAUAAAUAAAAUAAUAAAACAACAAAAACACCAGCAUGCAACUGUCACCAACCAAGGUUGUGUUUUAAUCAUCCGACUCUAUUUUUGGUUCAUUUAGAAUUAUUAUAAACAUUGACGAAAAUACAUUGAUCUGAUUUGUAGCAGUACUGACUAAAAAUGUGGCAUGAUUAUUGAAUGCAUAAUUUGUCGCUGCAGUUCAUAUGUGUAAAAGUGUACUUAUAUUUAUGUUAUAUUAGUCAGUACUCGAUAUAUGGCGGGGUGGUUUUGUAUAUAUGUACGUCAUUGUACAGUGUAAAUGACCGAGGCAUCGUUUCACAAAACCAUGCACAUUUUCUUGUUUAAUCCUACUGCCAAAAAAAGGAGAAAGUGAUGGUGUACUGCGCCCACUGCGACAUAAAAAAAAAAAAAAAAAAGUUCACACCUAGUUACCAAUAAUGCAUAUAGCAUUUCCAAUUAUUUGCUUUCGUUUUGUACAACGGCUCCCUCUACGACGAUGGAAUUGGCAUUCUGCGCUUGCGGAAAUUCGGAAACAAUGUAAUAACUGCACAGAUAUAGCUGUCAACAGUCGAAGAAGCACCCGUCGUCCAAAACGAUUCCCUUUAACAUGUUUAAAAUUGUAUCGUUGAUGUUUCCAUGAAAUGAUGCCUCUUAGAUAAUGCAUGAUAGGUAUGCUGACAGAUAAUAAUAAUGAUUGUGAGUGCGUGAAAAUAACAAAAUUUUAGUUCUGACGACCCCAUAUUGCUUAAAGGAAAGUCAUAACCAACUCAUAACCAUUAAUGAAAAAAUACCAAGCAAGAAAUCAAGGUUGGAGUGCCAUCCAUUAUAUGAUAGUCACAGUGGGGAUUAAAAAUGUAUACACGAAAAAUUGAGGGAAAAUAAAUUGUCAUACUUGUACUCACUCAAAGUGAUAGAUGUUGCUGAAUAGCCUACAUAGGCUUCCAUGAAAUAUGGAAAUGUAUAAGCUUAAUGAAUAUGACAUAUUUUAUUGUUUCAAGUCACGUCUGUUUAUUUUAUCGAUGUAUGUAAAAUAAAUGCAAAGAAUUGACUAAAUAAAUCGACAUUGCUUAGAUUUAUUUUAAUAUAGAGAUUUUCGAACUACAAUACAUGUACGUACUGUAGAAUUCAAGCGCAGUGUAUUAACACAUCAGGUUCGAUAAUUAAAACGAGAUUUGAUGAAUU
Messenger RNA from Lytechinus pictus (painted urchin), 4504 nucleotides. RefSeq names its product platelet endothelial aggregation receptor 1-like. The record is from RefSeq and is a predicted model, not a curated record. The transcript is spliced from 15 exons. Gene Ontology annotation, molecular function: scavenger receptor activity. Lineage: Eukaryota; Metazoa; Echinodermata; Echinoidea; Temnopleuroida; Toxopneustidae. The coding region runs from base 1204 to 2811 and encodes 535 amino acids.